Messenger RNA from Gadus morhua (Atlantic cod), 694 nucleotides. It is a transcript of the gene crip1, whose product is annotated as cysteine-rich protein 1. The record is from RefSeq and is a predicted model, not a curated record. Bases 224 to 457 code for a protein of 77 amino acids. NCBI's taxonomy places the organism in Eukaryota, Metazoa, Chordata, Actinopteri, Gadiformes, Gadidae. The transcript has 5 exons.
AAUUUUCAGUGUCGUCUCUUCACAAUCGAGACGGAGCCUCUCCCACACUCGAAAAAAAAAAAAAGUUUUACUCGCUCAUUGCGCCUAUUUCCUGUGUGGUAUAAAUACGAGUCCGUGCGCACAUCUGCACCACUGCAGCGCACAGGUUAACAACAAUUUAACCGCUUCCCGUUCACGGAUACAAUUCUUCUCUUCAGGAGUCAAGACAACUGCAACUGCAAACAUGCCCAAGUGCCCAAAUUGCGACAAGGAAGUGUACUUUGCGGAGAAAGUGACAUCGUUGGGGAAGGAUUGGCACCGCCCCUGCCUGAAGUGUACAAAGUGUAGCAAGACCCUCAGCUCCGGAUCUCAUGCAGAGCAUGAGGGGAAGCCGUACUGCAACAAGCCCUGCUACGCUGCCCUGUUCGGACCCAAAGGAUUCGGACAUGGAGGCACCGAGAGCCACACGUUCAAAUAGACACCUACAGGUUCAAGCUGUUCAUUAAAGUUUUGCAUGAAGAUAAUCCAAACCUCAAGCAGGAAGACCUGCAGUGAGACCCCUGCCGGCUGGUUUUAGGACCCCCCCCCCCCCCCCCCCCCCCCCCCCCCCCCCCCCCGUCUUCCUCCUGCUAACGAUGUGUCGACCAUCACACCCCUCCCCCCCCCACCCUUGUCCGUACUAAUGUGGACAUUUUAAUAAAACUCGUUAAAAAGG